Messenger RNA from Contarinia nasturtii (swede midge), 312 nucleotides. RefSeq lists its product as uncharacterized. NCBI's taxonomy places the organism in Eukaryota, Metazoa, Arthropoda, Insecta, Diptera, Cecidomyiidae. The transcript has 2 exons. The record is from RefSeq and is a predicted model, not a curated record. The annotation marks the transcript as partial.
GCAUCAUUCAAUCACUUCGUCUCUUACAAACAGUUCGAUUAAACAAACCAAGCUCAGAAAAUGGCAUUUAAGUUCAUUGUUUUGUUCAGCAUUUUGGCUGCUGCCAACGCUGGUCAUCUUACACCUGGAUACGUUAGCUACGAACCAACUGUUGGAGUUGCAAAGACCGUUGAAUAUGCUGCUCCAGUUGCCAAAACUAUCGAAUAUGCUGCCGCUCCAGUGACCAAAGCCAUUUAUCAACCAAGUCCAGUUUAUGCCAAGACACUUUUCCAACCUGAACCAUACAAUUACCAUGCCGAAGCUCAUGCAUAC